Messenger RNA from Equus quagga, 1452 nucleotides. Its product is annotated as complexin-3. NCBI's taxonomy places the organism in Eukaryota, Metazoa, Chordata, Mammalia, Perissodactyla, Equidae. Gene Ontology annotation, biological process: synaptic vesicle exocytosis; regulation of neurotransmitter secretion; neurotransmitter transport. Gene Ontology annotation, molecular function: syntaxin binding. Bases 3 to 575 code for a protein of 190 amino acids. The transcript is spliced from 4 exons. Gene Ontology annotation, cellular component: SNARE complex; terminal bouton. The record is from RefSeq and is a predicted model, not a curated record.
UCAUGGUGAAGACCAUGGUGGGCGGCCAGCUGAAGAACCUCACCGGGAGCCUGGGGGGCGGCGAAGACAAGGGGGACGGGGACAAGUCGGCGGCCGAAGCGCAGGGCAUGAGCCGAGAGGAGUAUGAGGAGUAUCAGAAGCAACUGGUGGAAGAAAAGGAGGGAAAAGACAGACCGAGUCGGAGGCCGCGAGGGACAUAUAUCAGGGCCUGCAGAGAAAGACAUACUGACGUCCCCGCCCGGAGAGCUCCGUCCAGCGGCGGGAUGGAGAGGGACGCGCAGUUCACACAGAGGAAGGCCGAGCGGGCCACGCUGCGGAGCCACUUCCGAGACAAAUACCGGCUCCCCAAGAAUGAGACAGAUGAGAGCCAGAUCCAGAUGGCAGGUGGAGACGUGGAACUGCCCCGGGAGCUGGCCAAGAUGAUUGAGGAGGACACAGAGGAGGAGGAGGAGAGGGCCUCGGUCCUCGGGCAGCUGGCCAGCCUCCCUGGCUUGGACCUUGGCUCACUCAAGGACAAGGCCCAGGCCACAUUGGGGGACCUAAAGCAAUCAGCUGAGAAGUGCCACAUCAUGUGACGACUUUCCCUGGAGUUGCCCACUGGGGUGAUCAGAGGGCUGGGCCCACAUGAGGGCUAAGAGCAUGUCUCAACUUCCAGGGACCUAUACCCCAUCUUGGCUUUGUUUUCCCUGCUCCACACUAGCCCUAGGAUCCUUCUCAUCCAUGGCCCAAGCCUACUUUCCUAGUCUCUCCCUCUCCACUGGGAGCGAAGUCCUCAUUUCUCACCCUACCCUCAGGACCCCGACUCAGCCUGGGGAGGCCUCCCAAGAUUGCAGGAAUAGGCCCGUGCUCUCUGGCCAUAGCCCCAAGUUCUUGCACACAGGAGCACCCACAGAGAGACACACAGAGGGACAUGGGAACCCUGGGAUGUGCAGAGGCAUACACCACAGAUGCAUCCUGGCACACAAAGACACACACACCCAGGCCAGCUGCCCUGUGUGCCUCACGCCUCCAGACACCAGCCCUCAGAGAUGCUGGGAGGAGGCUUUGGACAGAUGCCCUCAGCAAGCAGGAGGCCUGAGUUCGAGUCUCCACAUGUGUUCUCUUUGAACGCCACUGCUCUUUCUGGGCCUCAUUUCAUCAUCUGUAAAAUAGGGGUGGACUGGGUGAUUUCUAACACUUUCUAGCUUGGCCUCCCUGGCCCUCAGAGCCAAUCCUACACCCUUCCUUCAGCAGGGCAGCAGCUGCAGCCAUAGCCUCAAGCAGCUGCCAUUGUACUGUGGGCUCUGGCUCCUGGAGCUGAGCGAUGCUGUGGGAAGGCCUGAGUACCAAGGAUGAAGCUGGCACUGAACAUUAGCCCGGGAAGCUCCAGGCCUCCUCUGGGCCCAGGCCCAGGCAAUUUGUGUUCUGUCCCUGUAGAACUCUCUGGAUUCCAUAGCUGGAUCUCCUCUCUUG